AUGGGCUCGGAGCUGUCGCUGUUGCCAGCAGUGGCACAGUCGCAGCGGCGGAAGCCUGGCUGGCUCAUUUGGCUGGCGGUGGUGGUGGUGGUGACGCUAGCCACGGCGCUGCGGCAGCGCAUAGAGUGGGAAGCGGGAGGCGGCCUGCCGCGGCGCCCAGACCUGGGGCUCGACUCCGCCGCUCUGCACGCCCGCCUGACCCUGCCCUGGCGGGAAGCGCUGACUGAGAAGGAGCGGCGGCGUGGGAUCACAUACUACGGCAGCGGCGACCGGCUGCAGGCGCUGGGGCGGCGCCUGCUGCAGGGGCGCCCUGUCAGCAUCCACCUCAUCGGCGGCUCCAUCACGUUUGCUGGAAAGUAUGCGGCACAGGUGAUGCAGUGGCUCAACGCCAGCUUCCCGCACAGCGGCCACACCCUCACCAACCACGCCUUCCCCGCCAGCACCAGCAGCUACAUGGCGCCCUGCUUCGAGUGCAUGGUGCCAGAUGCCUCAGGCAGCUUUGGCCGGCUGGGAUGUGCAAGGGCUGCUUAG
Messenger RNA from Chlorella variabilis, 531 nucleotides. RefSeq lists its product as hypothetical. NCBI's taxonomy places the organism in Eukaryota, Viridiplantae, Chlorophyta, Trebouxiophyceae, Chlorellales, Chlorellaceae. The record is from RefSeq and is a predicted model, not a curated record. The transcript has 4 exons. The coding region runs from base 1 to 531 and encodes 176 amino acids.